AAUAACCUUGCCGGACGUUCCAACCCCGACGCGAGCCUUGCUGUCUAUCAAGGGACGUUUAAAAGUCUUUAUUGGAUUUGAUUACGUUCAUUUAAUCACCAUCUUGUCGAACAAUUACUUGAUCACUUUUGGGCCUAAUUUUCUCCCCCUGUCUCCUCGUCAGUUAUUGUUUAUUUCAUCACGGAAUUAAUGCAUGUACUGGCGAGUAGAGUGAAGAAAAUCGUUUACUAUGAUGUUGUAGUAUCCAAGUUGCCGCAAUUGCUGCAUCAACGAUCAAACUGAUGAAUUGCCAUAGACACUCAAAAAUCAAAACCGGAAAGCAGUUUGAUGGAGUAUGAAUAGACUCUUCGCCUCUAGGCUACUUCUUGCGUAGAAUCUCAGCCUGUUGUCAUAAAAUUCAUCAAAUUUCCCUAUUUCAAACGAUAGAAUUUACAGCCGCAUUGUUCAAUCUUCCCCGUGAGGAGAAAAUGAGCAAAUCGGAUUUCACCAUAAAAUAAUCUAUUUGUUGCGCUCAACAUUAUUUUUCUUGACGAUCCGGAACCUGAAGAAUGAAUAAUUGAUCUCGGACAAAAUUGGAAAUUUAUGUUGGCAUUAGUCCUGAAAAUGUGAAGGGGGGCUUUAAUAUCGACAUAAGAAUUAUAAAAUCGCGCAAAUGUUUGCAUAGCUGGUCUUCAGACGUAAUAGCCGAAGAUUCUUGGACACAGCGGCCUAUGCAAACAUACGGCUUAAACUACUUGUCGAUUUAUGAAGGGGGGAAUAUAUUGAAUUUCCACGGAGUCCGACUCCCAGUGUGAGGAGAUGUACCCUCGGAUAUUGUACCGGAAUCGUAAUGUUCAUUUCUGGAUCCACAAUUAGAAUCUAAAGUGCCUCACUGCUAUUCGAGAGAGAUAUAUAUCUUUUCCUCUAGAGAAAUCUGUUACAGAGUGUCCGUGUGUUUGAGUGUGCCUGUGACGUAUAAUGAUAAUAUAUCCAGGGCAGCUGGCCAUUUGUUUACACCGGUGACUCGUUUUAAUGGAGUCACCUUUUUCUUUUCUCUCUCACUGUGUUUUUAAUUCGGAGCCAAGGCCUUGAGAAUUACAGCGGGGAUAAUGUAUUGCGAAGUUUAAAGUAUACAUAAACUUAUCAAAGCAGUGUCUUGUUUACUAUAUAACGCCCGCCCUUAUAGGUUUGAUGUUGCACAGCCGUCGGAAAUAUACUUGGAACGGGCGAUUUUACUUAUAUUACAGAAAUGUUAACCAUUUCAUACCUACGGCCGAAGUUAAUUACUUGGAUAGAGUUAAUAUCAACAAGCAGACUUGAUCACUAAACGCGGAGGAUAUGUAUUCGUGUGUGCUAUGGACUCUUUUGUUGACAUUGCCACUCUUGAUAAAAGGUGAUCAAGUCAAAAGAACGGAUGUCUGCGAAAACAGCGGAAAGUUUUUGAAAUGUGAUUCCAAGUCGGUGCUAAAAAUUAAGGAUGUCGUCUGCAUGCCCAACAACUACACCUGUCCCGAGAAAGACCGAAUUGUCUCGAUCUGCGAAGGUCAAAGUUCAUGCGAGAGUUUCGGACUCCGGCAGCAGCUAUGGACCUACUGUCAGGACCAGCCACGCAGAACGGUUGUGGUUGAUUUCUCUUGCGAAUCUGUAGAAAAUACGCCUCAGUGUAGAACAAACCUCUGCAGUGAGGAGGCCAGAGAUUUACUAUGUCCCCUGGGGUCCACGAUUCACGUGACCAGGAUGAAAUGUGGGCCAGAUGAUGACCAACGCUGUCCCUGGAACCUAAACUAUAUUAUUUACCCUACCUGUGAAGGGAAACAGCAAUGCGGAGCUUCCGGUUUGAGGAUUCUGGGAUUGGACAAUGUGUGUCGUAACCGGUCGUUCGUCCUUGUUGAUUAUAUAUGUGUUCAAAAUUCUGAGGUACACGGAACAUGCACGGGGAUAACACAAAAACUCCCAGCCAGAUUCGGAGUCAUAAAGAGUCCCGGAUUCCCGCAGAAUCCGGAUGGGAAUCCCGAUGGAUGCGUAUGGACCAUAGCUCUUGGUCUUGGAAAGAGAAUUGACGUCACGGUUCACAUGUCCUACUCUCGCGAGGAAACGGAUGGGAACGACUGCUCUGCCAAAUUUCUGCACGUGCAUUAUAAAGACUGCCGAACCAUGACCGACGUUGCUGAGUACUUUUGUCAAACUCACAAUGUCAAUAUUGCCCGCCAGUCGUGUGGUGACGUCAGAGUUCAGAGUUAUUCCUACUAUAAGGGCGAGGAUAGGGGCAACCGAUUCCUUGUGUCAUAUGAAGUUAUUGGGUAUGACGUGAAAGGACCGUCCUUUGCUCCGUACAUCCUUCCUUGUGGGUCCACCGGAAGUGGCCUUAUUGCAUCUUCAAAAGAAAUCAAAGAUGGCGGCUAUUUGACGUCAGAUGAUGGGAAAUCGGGAAAUGGAACCGUUAUGGAGUACCCCCUUAAUCCCAGGAAAUUUUCAUUUAUUCUUAAAAUCGUCAUGAUCAAUUUCCUUCUGUUUGUCCUUGCCUUUAUUCUGAUCAUCUCCAUCUGCCUUGUGUGUUACAAAACACGGCAGAUUGACAGAAAGGGUAUUUAUCAGAUUUCUAAAGAAACGAAAGACAAUGCGAAAGUGGGCUCAUCCAAACAGAGAGAAGUGAACGAUGACACUCGAAUAUUACUCGGAGAUAAUCAUGAAAAUACUCAUUCAAAUAAAGCUAACAACCAUUAUUCUGCAGUUCACAAUAAGAGUUCAUAUGACGGAAUAUACAAUGAAAUUAGACCGGAUGUUAAUGCAGGCGGAACAACGUUAACGGAAGUUGUUCCGCGGAAGAAAAAAGAUCCCUACGCUUCUUACGAUAGUUUGGAUUUUGACGACGGAGUUGGGGCGGAUAUGGUCGGCGGAAAACGAUACAGCGCACGGUGCUCGGCGGAAAUUGCCGUCGCCAGUAUUUUACCGCCUGGCUGGUCAGAUUUAUCAACAGAACUGGAGAAGACUUUACCGAACGGUCACCAAGACAACGAGGUGUUUGUCGAUGCAGACGGAGGUGUGCCGCAUGUUCAGAUAAAUAAUGACUAUUACGCAAUCGUUCAAAAAUCCAAAACUCUUCUGAACGGUAAAAACUCGCCCGUCACCAAAAACUCUUUUGAAAUGGUGACGCACACGAAUUGUUCAAAUGGAGUCACGGGGGGCCCCUUUUCCUCAUCCGGGGCUCUGCCGCAGCAUGACUGUAUGCUCCAUAAUGGCGAACAAUGCUCUAAGGUUCCCCCGUUUCCAAAUCCUGAAACCUAUGAUAAUCUUAAUGAUACCACGGUAUCUUCUUCGUCUGCCUGAAUUUGUAUAUAAUCAUGUAUAGUUAGUUACAAUAUUCGUCAGUUUCAAUCACUAAUAUUUACAAGAAUCCAUAUCUAGUCAAAGACGAAAUUAAUCAGAUAGUUCUUCAUACACAAUACUUAGUAUGAUUAUUACCAAGUAUGCGUGGUACCAGAACCAUUAUUGAAAAAACUAUAUAAAUUAUGCUACCUCGGCAAGUUUUGCCACUGGAAAAAGACAAAGAAACUGAAAAAUAUACUCAAUACAAAAAAAUCAGGAUUUAAACAAAAAGCCAUGUAACUGUACCAAACUUGCAAGUUUAAUUUAAGGUACAUGUAGUUGUGCUACAAUUUACAUCAACAAGCAGUGAUUAGCUAAGGACUACUGUGGAAUCAUUAGAUUUCGUGGUGGCUCAAUUUUCGUGGAAUUCGUAGGUACCUCUCAUCCACGAAAUUACAUCCUCCAUGAAUUGAUAAAUUAGGGUAAUAAAGGCAUAUUUCCUUUUAAAAUUUAAUUUAAUUUUAAAAUUUAAGCCAUCCACGAAAAUUGUCCCCCACGAAAUUUAAUGAUUCCACAGUAAUUAAUAUUUUAUUGUAAGGUACAUGUAGAUCAUGUCCUCUUUCAUCAUUUUCAUCAUCAUCAUCAUCUGACAUGUAAUUAUCAUUUUCAUCAUCAUCAUCUUCUUCCUCCUCCUCCUCCUCCUCAUCAUCAUUUAGCGGAAAAUAUAAAGGUUCCUAUCGACCUAAAUGAUUUUUGUUUCUUCACGGGUAAGAAAAGCUAUGAUCUAUUAAAAACGUCAUGACCGUAACUUCAACCUUGACCUUUAUAUAAUCAAGGAUAUAAAUCUCAUGCCUAAUACAGUUUUAUUGGGUCGAACUUUACAAAGAAGCCUAUAGAACGGGAUGAUUUAACCAAGAGCCGACCGCCGUAUCUGUCUACAGAGAGGGGACCACUUGCCGGUUUUAGUCUUACUCAAGUGCAAUAUAAGUGCCAAAUAAAUUCAUUACCAAGUU
Messenger RNA from Magallana angulata, 4298 nucleotides. RefSeq lists its product as uncharacterized. NCBI's taxonomy places the organism in Eukaryota, Metazoa, Mollusca, Bivalvia, Ostreida, Ostreidae. Bases 1318 to 3306 code for a protein of 662 amino acids. The record is from RefSeq and is a predicted model, not a curated record. The transcript is spliced from 10 exons.